AUGACGACCUUUUUUGUCGGGUGGGAGCUUUGGCAGCAAAUGACCUUUGUCCUCGCCUGCUUAAUCGCGAUUGUCUUCAUGAUCGGCUUCCUCAAACUAUGGCGAACAAACCACAUCUUACGCCGCUACGAGCUACUCGACCAAGAAAAACGCUCACGACUGGCCGAAAUGCAGCAGUACGGCAUAGACAUACCAGCUAUAAACGACAUACCUUUCGGUUCCCGAGCGAUACAGAGUGGGAUAGAAAUCGAUGAAAUAUGGAUAUCUCGACCAAACACCCCGGUCCCAAGUCAGCGCCCGUCAUGCGCCACAAUAGUUGACGAUAGUUCGAUAGACGGCAAGCUGGCUCGCAAUGAAUCCUCAUCCGUGCUAAGUGCCCCGGAUGCCAGCUGCAGGAAAGGCAAGGCCUUCGCACAGCCUAGCCCAGGAACAAGAAUCCUGAAGAGGUCUGCUUUGUCAGAGCAGCACUUCAGCGAGUCGACGACUCUUGAUGGGCAAGGCACAGAUAAUCUGCUUCCUGCGUCGAGAUCUGGUGAUCCCAGCCGCCCCGAAAGCACGACACAGAGUGAGCCUCUGCGUCGCGCAAGCGGUGCACGACCUGCGAGUGAUGUUGGCCCUGUAGUCGCCAAGCGACUGGCCCCAAACCGCAAAUCUGAGCCCCUGCCUCAUGGCACGGCUGAGGUAUUUGCCAACACCCGCACCAGGCGCACUGUUUCGGGCUUCGAAAUACUACCGGCUGGAUCUCUUGGGGAGCGAGUCGAACUUCACGCCUCGGCCCGUCUCAGUGAAGAGCAUCUGAGUCCGAAUGAGGAAGCGCGCGCACCGAAUAAGCUGCAGAAGCCCAGGCCAAGGCGGCAAAGUUAG
This is a messenger RNA of Beauveria bassiana ARSEF 2860, 864 nucleotides long. RefSeq lists its product as uncharacterized. Lineage: Eukaryota; Fungi; Ascomycota; Sordariomycetes; Hypocreales; Cordycipitaceae. The coding region runs from base 1 to 864 and encodes 287 amino acids. The record is from RefSeq and is a predicted model, not a curated record. The transcript has 2 exons.